Pseudoliparis swirei is the source of this 1199-nucleotide messenger RNA. It is a transcript of the gene bphl, whose product is annotated as biphenyl hydrolase like. The coding region runs from base 116 to 976 and encodes 286 amino acids. The transcript has 7 exons. Lineage: Eukaryota; Metazoa; Chordata; Actinopteri; Perciformes; Liparidae. The record is from RefSeq and is a predicted model, not a curated record.
UCCCUGAGAGAACCCUCCUGCAGGGCUGGAUUGCAUGCCUUCAGACAGAAAGAGACUUUAUUAGUUUAAUAUUUAACCACCUGAAGAAGAAGAGCUGCAGCGACGUGAUAGAGGAAUGGCGUUGUUUUUACUCCGAGGACGUUUCUUUCAAUGCAGAGCCAACAUUCAGAGAGUCACGACGGCGGCGCAGCCGUACUGCUCUUCGACGGCCUCGGGCAGUCGGCGUGUUAAUGGAGUGGAUCUGUACUACGAGCAGACAGGCGGAGGGAAACACGCCGUGCUGUUGCUUCCUGGUGCUCUGGGGUGCUCUCGGACUGAUUUUGGACCUCAGUUGAAGUCUCUGAAUAAGGAGCGUUAUACUGUCGUGGGCUGGGAUCCCCGUGGCUAUGGACAAUCCCGCCCCCCGGCCAGAGACUUCCCCCCUGACUUCUUUGAGAGGGAUGCAAAGGACGCAGUGGAUCUGAUGAAGGCACUAGGCUUCGGCAAGUUCUCUCUACUCGGGUGGAGUGACGGAGGAAUCACCGCCAUGAUCGCAGCAGCGAGGCACCCCCAUGUGAUUCGCAAGCUGGUCGUAUGGGGAGCCAAUGCCUUUGUUUCCCAGCAGGACCUCACGCUCUACAACGCGGUCCGAGACGUCUCCAAGUGGAGUGCGAAGAUGAGGAAGCCCAUGGAGGAUUUGUAUGGAGCAGAAGCCUUCGCGAAAACCUGGGAGGCCUGGGGGGACGGGAUCGCUCAGUUUGCAAAAAGACCAGAAGGGAGUAUCUGCCUGGAGCUUCUGCCUCUAAUCAGCUGUCCAACCUUCAUCCUCCAUGGAGAGAAAGACCCCAUGGUGGCCAGCUUCCACCCACAGAGCCUCCUCAAACACAUCAAGGAAUCAAGAUUGCACCUGAUGCCAGAGGGAAAACACAACAUCCACCUGAGAUACGCUGAUGAAUUCAACAAACUGGUGGAAGACUUUCUGGAAGACAAUUUAUAAAUGAAUCAUUUAAUUCAUUAACACUGUGAAAUAAUGACUGAUCCUUUUGUGGAGAAUAACGUGUGUGACUGCAAAUAAUAUAAUUAAAAGACUUGAUUUUGAUAAAUGCCUAAAUUCUACUUCAAUGUUUCUGCAUCAAUUGUUAUGUGUUACUUUAGGAUUUUUUUCCAAAGUAAAUUAAUUGUUUCUCUUAUGUAACUUCAUUAAAUGUGUUGUAAUUGUG